AUGCUUACGUCAAAUAUACUCAAAGGAGUAAAAAAAGGUUUUCCAUUGAAAAUUAAUGCUGUUAAAAUAGAAAAUGUAUCAGUAGAUUAUAAUCCAGAUUUUAUAACUCGUAUUCUUCAACGUAUUGAAUACGAUGCUUUACGAGGUGCUGUUAUUGAUCUUGGCCUGAAUGAAUCAUUACCAGAAACAAUAUCGGAAACAAUUCAACAAGAUGAAACAUUUCUUAAGACAAUGCAUAAAAUCUUACUUGAAUAUGAAAUUGAAGAAGGUGAACUUAUUUGUCCAGAAACUGGACGAAAAUUUCCAAUAUCAAAAGGCAUUCCGAAUAUGUUGUUACAAGAAACUGAAAUAUCAUAA
This is a messenger RNA of Adineta steineri, 357 nucleotides long. Lineage: Eukaryota; Metazoa; Rotifera; Eurotatoria; Adinetida; Adinetidae. The record is from the annotation of a GenBank genome assembly.